This is a messenger RNA of Mus pahari (shrew mouse), 1144 nucleotides long. It is a transcript of the gene Ska1, whose product is annotated as spindle and kinetochore associated complex subunit 1. The transcript has 7 exons. NCBI's taxonomy places the organism in Eukaryota, Metazoa, Chordata, Mammalia, Rodentia, Muridae. Gene Ontology annotation, cellular component: spindle microtubule; mitotic spindle; outer kinetochore. The coding region runs from base 255 to 1019 and encodes 254 amino acids. The record is from RefSeq and is a predicted model, not a curated record. Gene Ontology annotation, biological process: regulation of microtubule polymerization or depolymerization; chromosome segregation; mitotic cell cycle. Gene Ontology annotation, molecular function: microtubule binding.
UCCGGCGGGCAGUUUGAAUUUGGGCUCUGGAACCUCGCGUCUGGAUUUGGCGUUUCGGUCGUGGACCGGUGCGCUCGGUCCCCAGCCGUGGCGCAGGCUCUUCGCUCCAGACUCUCGCGAGGUCGCUGGCUCCGAAGCCGCCCGAGGAGGCAUCGCUUAGCAGGUUCGGGGAGCGGGCGGCACGGCGCCUUCCCCGACUGCGGGUUCCAGCCAGGCGCGGCCAACCCGGGCCUGCGCAAAAUCAUGCUUAAAGGAUGGACUCAGAUCUAGAACAGUUGUGCUCUUAUGUUAACGAGAAGAUUGGGAAUAUUAAGAAAAUUCUGUCGAUAAGAAAUCUUGGCCAAGACCCUGCCCUGAAGACCACCUUAAGUAAAAUAGGAGAUGAGAUCAUUACAGUAAAUGAGCUUCUAAAUAAAUUUGAAUUGGAAAUUCAGUAUCAAGAACAAACUAACCGUUCACUCAAGGAGCUCUGGGGAUCUCUUGAAGAAGAACGUAAAGAUGUGGAGCAUCUCAAAGAGCACGUUCCUCCCCAUUUGCCUCAGCUGACAGCGACCCAGAGCUUAGUUCACAAGCCAGCUCUGGAUCCUAAAGAGUCAGAUAAAGUUGAGGAGCCUGUACUACCAAAGAAGCCUCCCAAAGAGCAGAGAAUUAUUAAGGAAAUGCACUUUAUAACUAUGGAUGAAUUCAAUGGCGUUCCUACGUACAUGAAAUCCCGUUUAACAUAUUGUCAAAUUAAUGAUAUUAUUAAGGAAAUUAACAAGGCAGUAGUUAGCAAGUAUAAGAUUAUGCAUCAACCAAAAGCAUCUAUGAGCUCUGUGAAGAGAAAUCUCUACCAGAGAUUUAUUAGUGAAGAAACGAAGGACACGAAAGGUCAUCAGUUCAUCGUGGAAGCCGACAUAAAGGAAUUCACGGCUUUGAAAGUUGACAAGAAGUUUUAUGUGAUCAUGCACAUUUUGCGGCAUUGCCACAGACUGUCAGAGGUCCGAGGGGGAGGACUUACACGAUAUGUCAUAACCUGAGGCUUUUGAAGACUUGGGACUGAUUGGCAGUAGGAUAUAGAGGGUAGUCUUGAAAUUUCAUGUAUGUUUUUAGCUUCUCUAUUUCCUGACCUUGUUUAUUACAGAAGUAAAACUUUGGAUAAAGC